This is a messenger RNA of Punica granatum (pomegranate), 1758 nucleotides long. The record is from RefSeq and is a predicted model, not a curated record. Lineage: Eukaryota; Viridiplantae; Streptophyta; Magnoliopsida; Myrtales; Lythraceae.
AUGACCUGUUUGGUGUGAUGGUGACUGAUAAUAGGUGGAAUGAUUUUCAUCCAAGUUGCAAUUACCUCUCCUCUUAUUAGUCAACGGAAUACGUCCUUGGCUCUGAUAUUGCUCGCUUUCGUCUCCACAGUCUGUUGGAUUCACUGCUGUACCGUUGUUACUCGUCGCUGCAAUUUGGUUUCUUGGGUUCGGCCUUUGCUUGUGCUUUAUAUGCAUCUGCCACUUCUGCUUGCGCCGACAGCACUACAGCUACUCAAGACUCACCUACGGCCUCUCCCUUGGAUUUCUAAUACUCUUCACCAUAGCCGUGCUAACAGGAAGCAUUGUCCUGCACACAGGACAGGGAAUGUUCCAUGGAAGCACCGAAAGUACUAUGAAAUAUGUCGUGAAACAAGCCGAUGAUACGGCCAGGAAGCUGAGGAACGUGAGCGACGACCUCAAUGCUGCAAAGGGGAUCGAAAUGGACCAAAUGUUUUUGCCAUCUCAGGUUCAGAACAACAUUGACAGUGUCACGAAGAAGGUCAAUGCUUCUGCUAGCACACUUCAGAGCGAAACCGAACAUAAUUCACAUAAGAUACGACAUGCCCUCAAUGUGCUAAGGAUAGUUCUCAUCACAAUUGCAGCUGUCAUGCUCCUCUUAGCUUUUCUGGGAUCCCUUCUAUCGAUUUUGGGGUAUCAGUCACUAGUGCCAAUAUUGGUGAUUGUGGGGUGGAUCCUGGUCGCUCUUACAUUUAUCUCGAGCGGUGCAUUUCUGGUGCUUCACAACUUGAUGGGGGAUACCUGUGUCGCAAUGGAUGAGUGGGUUCAAAACCCUACUGCUCAUUCUGCACUGGAUGAUAUUCUCCCCUGCGUGGACAACGCAACAGCUCAGGAAACCUUGUACUGGAGCAAAGAUGUUAGUUCCGACCUGGUCGGUUUAAUCAAUAAGUAUAUUGGUAAUGUGUCCAAUUCGGACCCUCAACCGAGCAUUAGCCCUUCCUAUUACAACCAGUCAGGCCCACUGGUCCCACUACUCUGCAGCCAAUAUCAUCUCAAUAGAUCUGAUCAGGAGUGCACCGGUAGCGAGGUUAACUUCGACAAUGCAUCAGAGGAAUGGAGGAAAUAUAUCUGUCAAGUUUCGGAGGAUGGAAUUUGCACCUCGGUGGGCCGGUUGAGGCCAGAAAGUUACAACCAAAUGAUGGCUGCAGUGAAUAUAAGCAACAGCCUAUACAACUACGGCGCAUUCCUGGUUGGCUUACAAGAUUGCUCACUUGUUCGAGAGACCUUCCGCAAAAUCACCCGAGAUCACUGCCCUCGCCUGAGGCUCCACAGCAAAUGGAUCUAUGUCGGCAUGGUCAUGGUUUCCUCUGCAGUCAUGCUCUUGCUCAUCUCCUGGGUCGUAUAUGCGAGGGAUAAGCGGCACAGGAUGUACAUGAUGCAGAUGGCUCGGUUCGUAGCUUUUUCGAAUCAAGACCAUUCUUCAAAAAUAGUAUCUAGCCAGUAGUUGAGAUUCCUACCAUUGAUCAGAUCUAUUUACCUUCUUUAAUUAUUUCCGUUUUUGCAAGUGAUAAGAAACUCUUCAUCCGUACAAAUUUAUGCUAGCGAUUAAGCAAAAUGCUGUCACGGAAAAUUUACUCUAGUUGUUGCAAAAGGGAAGGAUCCUGAUUAACCACAGAUACUCGAAACAUUUGUCGACUCUGAACAUAUGGAUCGAAAGUGUGACUGCUUAACAAAUGGUGUAAAGAUCAAUCUGGAAUAUGGUGUGAACAAGGAUUUUAU